Messenger RNA from Neurospora crassa OR74A, 2110 nucleotides. It is a transcript of the gene arg-2, whose product is annotated as carbamoyl-phosphate synthase small subunit. The coding region runs from base 337 to 1698 and encodes 453 amino acids. The record is from RefSeq and is a predicted model, not a curated record. Gene Ontology annotation, biological process: 'de novo' pyrimidine nucleobase biosynthetic process; L-glutamine metabolic process; L-arginine biosynthetic process. Gene Ontology annotation, molecular function: carbamoyl-phosphate synthase (glutamine-hydrolyzing) activity. The transcript is spliced from 4 exons. Lineage: Eukaryota; Fungi; Ascomycota; Sordariomycetes; Sordariales; Sordariaceae. Gene Ontology annotation, cellular component: cytoplasm; carbamoyl-phosphate synthase complex.
CCUUUUUCUAUUUGCCUCACCCACUUUCGCACCCUCUUUUAUCUCCAAGUUUCUCCCCUCGACACUACAACUCACUCCGUCAUCAACUCUUGCCCAUCUACAAAACACACAAUAACCCCAAUCGCUUCCCCCGACUUUCGGACUCUUUCGUCCAACCUUCUUUCUUCAGCUGAACUUGUCUUGUCGCAAUCUGCCCUUAUGAACGGGCGCCCGUCAGUCUUCACCUCUCAGGAUUACCUCUCAGACCAUCUGUGGAGAGCCCUUAACGCAUAAGAGCCUCUCAUCACCCAGCAGCCGUACCAAUCACCACCGCACCCCAUCACCAUUCAAGUCAAGAUGUUCUCUCGCUUGGCCGCUCGUCUCCCCAAGGCUUCUGCCCUCAAUGGCGUCGCCGCCCGUCAGGUUCGCAACCUGAGCCAGCCCGCCAUUACCGGCAGCAAGGGCAGGAACAUGCCCGCCCGUGAGCCGCGCACUACUGCCGCUGCCACCGGCGCCGAGGCCACCUUCACUAUCAGGGAUGGCCCCGUUUUCCAGGGUACCGCCUUCGGUGCCAACACCAACAUUUCUGGUGAAGCCGUUUUCACCACCUCCCUUGUUGGUUACCCCGAGUCGAUGACCGAUCCCUCGUACCGCGGCCAGAUUUUGGUCUUCACCCAGCCCUUGAUUGGCAACUACGGUGUCCCUUCGAAUGAGCGUGACGAGUUCAACCUCCUCAAGUACUUCGAGUCUCCCCACAUCCAGUGCGCCGGUAUCGUUGUCUCCGAUGUCGCUACCCAGUACAGCCACUGGACUGCUGUUCAGAGCUUGGGCGAGUGGUGCGCCAGCGAGGGCAUUCCCGCCAUCUCCGGUGUUGACACUCGUGCGAUUGUCACCUACCUCCGUGAGCAGGGUUCCUCUCUCGCCAGGAUCUCCAUUGGCGACGAGUACGACGCCGAUGAGGAUGAGGGCUUCAUUGACCCUGGCCAGAUCAACCUUGUCAAGCGCGUGUCCACCAAGGCUCCCUUUGUGGUUACCAACCCCAACGCCAAGUUCCACGUCGCUCUGAUCGACUGCGGUGUCAAGGAGAACAUCCUUCGUAGCUUGGUCAGCCGUGGCGCCUCCGUCACCGUCUUCCCCUACAAUUACCCCAUCCACAAGGUUGCCGAGAACUUCGAUGGUGUCUUCAUUUCCAACGGCCCUGGUGAUCCCACCCACUGCCAGGAGACUGUUUACAACCUCGCCAAGCUUAUGGAGACUUCCCCUAUUCCCAUCAUGGGUAUCUGCCUUGGUCACCAGCUUCUUGCUCUCGCUGUUGGUGCCAAGACCAUCAAGCUCAAGUAUGGUAACCGUGCCCACAACAUCCCGGCUCUUGACUUGACCACUGGUCAGUGCCACAUCACCUCGCAGAACCACGGUUACGCCGUCGAUAUCAGCACCCUCCCUAGCGACUUCAAGGAGUAUUUCGUCAACCUUAACGACGGCUCCAACGAGGGUAUGAUGCACAAGACCCGCCCCAUCUUCUCUACCCAGUUCCACCCCGAGGCUAAGGGUGGUCCCAUGGACUCUUCCUACCUCUUUGACAAGUACAUGGAGAAUGUCGAGCUUUUCAAGAGCAACUCCCAGGUCUACCGUGACAACAGGCCUACUCAGUUCAUGAUUGACAUUCUCAGCAAGGAGCGUGUCGGCGUUGAGCCCACUCCUCUUUCUAACGCUGCUUAAGCGACGAGAAUGUCUUUGCAUUUUCUUAGUGAACGGUGUUUGUCAUUGGUCUUGGGUUAUUGUUUUCCAGCACAAAGGAUAUGGGUUUUGUAAAAGGGACUUUCUUGGGCGACGUCCUCUCGUUAUUAAUGGUUUAGGGUGUAUAUGAUAUCUUUUGUUACUACUUUUGAAUGCAGAAUCAGAUAAGUUUAGUCGGCAUUAGGCUGAUAUGGCGCAGAGAGGACAAUAUCUAGUUGAUACAUACCCAUGUGCUAUCACGUCUAAACGUCUUCCAGUCGUUGUAUUUUACCCAUUCCUGGUGAUUGCCGUAUGUCUUCCAGUCCAGUACCUCCCCUAAUUCGGUGCCCUUCAACAUUCAGGGGUUAUGUUGACAGCGUGCUGUAUAAGCACUGGUUGCCGGGGAACAUGGUGU